Erigeron canadensis is the source of this 2086-nucleotide messenger RNA. RefSeq names its product ankyrin repeat-containing protein At5g02620-like. NCBI's taxonomy places the organism in Eukaryota, Viridiplantae, Streptophyta, Magnoliopsida, Asterales, Asteraceae. The record is from RefSeq and is a predicted model, not a curated record. The transcript has 6 exons. Bases 126 to 1991 code for a protein of 621 amino acids. Gene Ontology annotation, molecular function: protein binding.
UCUCAGCUCUCUCCAUUCCAUUCAUAUAACACAAAAAAACAUAAAAACAAACAAAAACUUCCUUCUCAGUCUUGAAGGGAUUACUUGAACAAUCUCAUUCAGUUUAUAAGCCAGCAGCUGAAGAAAUGAACCAGCAACAGUACCAACAGCCGCAGCAGAAUUAUACUGUCGUAGCGAUGGGACCGCCACCACCGAUUCCACCAGCAAUGCCACCUCCACCCAAUCUACCUCAUUCAGAUCUGCUUGAAGGAACUAGAGAAAACUACAUCAAAGUUGGUGUUCCGCUUUAUGAAGCAUCAAUCAAAGGAGACUGGAACACUGCUAAACGCAUUCUUGACCAACAACCAGAACUCAUACGUUCUGCUAUCACAGAAAAUUAUGAAACAAUGCUUCACAUUGCUGCAUCAGCAGAAAGCACCAAGGCAGUGGAGGAGUUUGUGGAAAAGUUAGUGCAAUUGAUGGAUAAGCAGGAUCUUGAGCUACAGAAUAAAAGUUACAAUACUGCCCUCAGUUUAGCAGCUGCAGCUGGUAAUGUGAAAACGGUCACGACAAUGGUGAAAAAGAACCCAGCUGUGACGGAAAUACCUAGUAGUAAUAGAAUGAUGCCACUAUAUAUGGCUGCUUUAUUUGCAAAACCUGAUAUGGUAAGGUAUCUAUAUAAAAUUUCUAAGAAAAUGUCAGGUGACUUUUGGACACAUGAGAAUCGGGGUUGGGUUCUACAAAAAUGCGUUGAAGCUGAUAUAUUUGAUGUUGCUCUACAAAUAGUGAAUGAUCGACCCGAACUUUGCGCCAAGAAGGGAUUACUCACCGAUGUUCUCUUAGCUUUGGCUCAGAAGACUAAAGCUUUUAAAGGAAUAAAGCCACAUAUUAUCAUCAGAUUCAUCAAGUCAUUAUUUGCAGUUUUUCAUGUGAAGUUAGGGCAUGCUGAAAAAGACAGUGAAGCCCUCCAGCUACUAAAAUUAAUUUGGAAAAAAAUUGCCAUAAUGCCUAAGAGCGAGAUUGAUGACAUAAUCCGUGGGCCACCUUUAAAGCAAGGAAAUACUAUAAAGGGCUAUCCUUCCCGAGUACUUUUUUGUGCUGCAAAAAUGGGCAACACGAAGUUUAUAAUUGAACUCAUUCAGUCAUAUCCUGAUCUAAUAUGGAAACAAGAUGAUAAAGGGCAAACUAUUUUUCACAUAGCUGUCAAACGUCGUCAAGCAAAGAUCUAUAAUUUGCUAUAUGAGAUUGGUGCAAUGAAAGAUCUAAUAACUCCUAUUAAAGACAAAAAGGGAAAUAAUAUGUUGCAUUUAGUUGCGAAGAGUGCUAAGCCAAAACGAUUUCAGAACGUGUCAGGAGUUGCUCUACAAAUGCAGCGAGAGUUACUAUGGUUCAAGGAGGUAGAGCAGAUGAUCCCGCCUAAUUAUAGACAAAGAAAGAAUGGAGAUGGUAAAACACCACGUGACUUAUUCACCACGAAGCACGCAGACUUAGUAAGCAAAGGUGAGGAUUGGAUGAAGAACACAGCAUCACAAUGUAUGGUGGCUGCCACCCUCAUAGCCACAAUAGUAUUUGCAGCCGCUUUUACACUCCCUGGGGGGUACAACCAAAACAAUGGUAUUCCUUUUUUCCGCCAUAAACCAUCCCUCAUUGUUUUUGUAAUCUCAGAUGCCGUUUCCUUAAUAUUCUCAUCAGCCUCAGUCCUUAUGUUCUUAUCUAUCCUCACAUCUCGUUAUGCUGAGCGUGACUUCUUAGAAUCAUUACCCAAGAAGUUGAUGUUUGGUCUUACAACACUCUUUCUCUCUAUUGUGACCAUGAUGGUGGCCUUUAGUGCCAGUUUCUUCGUACUUUACCAUAAUCACUUAAAAUGGGUGCCAAUCACUGUGACUGGUUUGGCUGGUGUUCCGGUUCUUUUAUUUGCUACAUUGCAAUUUCGUCUGUUAGGAGAUGUGUUCUACUCAACUUAUCGAUCUAGAUAUCUCUUUAAGCCCAAGAGACGGAUGCUUUACUUCUAAAUUGUUGUAAUGUUUUCUUCUUUGAUUCCAAAAUAUACCUUAACAACUGUAUAUGAACUAUUCCUUCUCAACUAAACGCUGCAGUUUCAUUCAAA